Messenger RNA from Balaenoptera acutorostrata (minke whale), 933 nucleotides. Its product is annotated as olfactory receptor 4D2-like. Gene Ontology annotation, molecular function: olfactory receptor activity; G protein-coupled receptor activity. Gene Ontology annotation, biological process: G protein-coupled receptor signaling pathway. NCBI's taxonomy places the organism in Eukaryota, Metazoa, Chordata, Mammalia, Artiodactyla, Balaenopteridae. The transcript has a single exon. Gene Ontology annotation, cellular component: membrane. The coding region runs from base 1 to 933 and encodes 310 amino acids. The record is from RefSeq and is a predicted model, not a curated record.
AUGGAAUCAGGGAACCUCACAUGGGUAUCAGAAUUUGUCUUCCUGGGGCUCUCACAGACUCAGGAGCUCCAGCUCUUCUUGUUUCUGAUAUUCCUGUUUGUCUACACCACCACUCUCACGGGAAACCUCCUCGUCAUGGUCACAGUGACCUCUGAUUCCCGGCUCCAGACACCCAUGUAUUUUCUGUUCCAAAACCUGGCUAUCUUAGACCUCUGUUUCUCCUCAGUCACUUCCCUAAAGAUGCUUGUGGACUUCCUCGCUGAGAAGAUCAUCUCCUACCAGGGCUGCAUGGCCCAGGUCUUCUUCUUCCACUUUCUGGGAGGUUCCAUGGUCUUCUUCCUCUCAAUGACAGCCUAUGACCACCUUGCUGCCAUCUCCCGGCCCCUCCACUAUGUCACCAUCAUGAACACUCAGCUCUGUGUGGGGCUGGUGGUGACAGCCUGGAUGGUAGGUUUUGUUCAUUCCAUUUCCCAACUGGCUCUGAUGCUUCCACUGCCUUUCUGUGGCCCCAACAUCUUAGGUAACUUUUACUGUGAUGUUCCACAAGUACUGAGACUUGCCUGCACAGACACUUCUGUCUUAGAGUUCCUCAUGAUCUGCAACAGUGGGAUGCUCGAUGUCAUCUUGUUCCUCCUCCUCCUGAUCUCCAACUCAGUCUUCCUGGUGAUGCUGAGGUCCCACUCAGGGAAGAUAAGGAGGAAGGCAGCUUCCACCUGCACCACCCACAUCAUCGUCGUGCCUAUGGUCUUCAUUCCAAGCAUUUACCUUUAUGCCUGGCCCUUCACCUCCUUCUCCAUGGACAAGGCUGUGUCCAUCAGCCACAGGAUCAUGACCCCCAUGCUCAACCCCAUGAUCUACACCCUGAGGAACCAGGAGAUGCAGGCAGCAGUGAAGAGAUUAGGGAGGCGCUGGGUGGUUUGUAAAAGGGAGUGA